Dracunculus medinensis (Guinea worm) is the source of this 540-nucleotide messenger RNA. The record is from the annotation of a GenBank genome assembly. Lineage: Eukaryota; Metazoa; Nematoda; Chromadorea; Rhabditida; Dracunculidae.
GUAUGCGGUGGUCCAAAUCCUUGUUUACCACCGCCAUCACUACCACCAGCGCAGUGUCAGCCCUCUUGUGGUCCUGGCUAUCACUGUGGUCAAUAUGGAUGCGCUAGACGAGCUAGAGCUCGGGCUUCUAAUACACUUCGAGUAAAAACACCGUCUGAGUUCCGAAGUCCUAAUCAGUUAUUCAUGGAUUGUUGUGAAACUCGUGGAUUGCCUGACGCAUGUCUACAAAAAUGCACCUUUAAUACUUUUACGAAAGAGGAGUUGCUAAAAAUGUAUUUCAAACAAGAUCCAUGUCCAAUUGAAGCAUCUGCUGAGAUUCAAUUCUGUGCUGCUCAAGGUCGCGAUCAUCGCCAUUGUUGUGGAAGAAACGGAGUUGGAACCACACUAGCUGGCGAAAAAUGUCUAACCUUCUGCGACCAACGACCUGGAAACAUUACUCAACUGGAUUUCUCUUACGCAAGCUGCUAUGAGCGAUUCGACAAUAUGCGAAACUGCUUUUUACAUGACAUUAUAGCACGAAGCGAAACAAGAUUUAUCUAA